AUGCUUAUUCCUGUCACAUAUCUACGCCUGUUGCAAAAUGGUGAUAGUUCGCAAGUGCAAAACGUUGCCGUACCGUCAGUAUUGUUCGUUCCGACACCAGAUUCAGCAUCUCUGAGUCGCUCGUCGUCUUCGAUUUCACCGUGUCCACGACUCACUUCUGAUUUAAUUUCUUCCCAGCACAAUGCUUCAUUUGGUCCAGUUAAUGUACUCUUGCGUAAUGGUACCACAGUUUGCAUUUCUCCAGCAGUCAGAAGAUCGGUGGAAUAUGCGGGUGAUUCUCGUUCGGUAAGACAGAUUUUGGAAGACAGCCAAUCCGACCAAAUUUUAUUCGAAAGAGAUAUCGUGCAAACACCUGAAACAAAUCUCCUUUCCGCAGCAGCAGCAGUACAGGGACAAGAACUGCUUGCUUUUGAAGUGCCGCUUCAAUCUUCAUCCCCGAUUGCAGCUCCUCCAUCAUCAUCAUCAUCGCCGGCGGCUGCACCAGCACCACAAACAGCGGCUGUUCCCAAUCACUAUUCCGGGGUUUGUACGCAUUUGCAGCCAUCUGCUAGAAUGCUUUUUCACAGGAACAAGUAG
This is a messenger RNA of Gongylonema pulchrum, 576 nucleotides long. NCBI's taxonomy places the organism in Eukaryota, Metazoa, Nematoda, Chromadorea, Rhabditida, Gongylonematidae. The record is from the annotation of a GenBank genome assembly.